GGGUGUUCAGCUGGGCUUGACGGAUUUCCGCAUUUUAAAAGCCAGCAAACCUCGACCCCGCUGAACUCGUGGAACUCCAAGCUCCGUAGCUUUCCACACAUAUUUUUUGGAAAAACUCUGCCAUUAUAAGAAGGAAAUCUCUCUAAAAACGCGCCAAAUUCCUUAUAAAUAGAGUUUUUGUUAUUAAAGCAAUUUACUGGAAUAGUAAAUCUCCGCCAUGUGUUGUGUGUACGCUCUGUUAUCACUUUGAAAAGCCAAGGCACGAGUUGUUUUCACAUGGAAAACCACGUAGUGAUAACAGCGUUCUCGGGUCUCUCCAUUUAUCUCGCCCGCUACUCUUACGUAAAUAGGUGUCUGUGAGCACGGCAAUUUGUUUGCCAUUAGCUGCGAGUGUGGUUCAACAACACCAGUGUUUACUGUUUGAUUGUUCAUAUUCAAGGUGCCACAAAUGAUCUUUGUUAAUUGUUUAUCUUCGCCGCUCGCACAUAAUUGUUGUUUGUUUAGUAGUCAUCGUUUCCGAUUGUGCGUAGUCGUGACAACAGAGCGUUUUUAAUUGAAUCGCUCUGUUUUGAUUGUCUAUUUAUAAAGCGGGUUCCCUGCACAUGUGCUAUCAUAUCAUACCAUACUUCGUAUGGAAAUUUAUUAGCUUUUAAAGCAUUUUUAGGCACAAGUUUGGCAUGUGAUCUUGCUCUUCUGACGCAUUUCUAUUUAUGAUAAUGCUAAUAUAGCAGCUAACACAUUAUCUUCUUAUAUUAUUGGUCGGCACACCCUGUUCCAAAACAUCCAGACUUUCCAAUUUACGUUGUCUAUUUGGCGCAUUGAAUAUUUACUUAAUUAAAAUAAAUAUUUGCCUGAGAUCGCCCGCAGAUUUCGAGCACUCCCCUAAUAACUAAUAAGUGAGUCAUAAAGAUCUCUUGCGUCAGUUUGCCCGAUCAAUUAGCGUAAAUGGAGCCAGAUCCAAAUGGAAACCACACUCGCAACUAACAACUCCCUUCCAAUUCGAAGUCACGCUCCAAAUUUUUGGAGCCCAGCACCGCUGGUCACUGGACUUAUUUGGGACGCCUCUCUAGGUCGGUCAAUACGUCACUUUUGAUUGUCCAGACAAGACCGCCUUUAUUAUUAUUGUUUACCUUUGGCAACAUGGCCAAUUGUCACUUCCCCUUUAACCGCUUUCAUUCACAAUUGGCUAAUUUGUCGAUGAUUAAGCUUUUGAUGCACUCGCAAAUAGCAGAGGUGGAAAAAAACGCGAGACUCACUCAUUCACACGCUCUUAACAAUUGGCCGAAAUUAAUUUGCAACUCGGCUAAAUGCUGUUGUGUAUUGCAUGGAUUGCAAGACUAGUUCGGUGCGUAAUUCCCCAAAUCCGGUAGGGAUUGUGGUUUUCCAAGAUAUUUAAAAUAGGUAAUAGGUUGUUUUUUGAAGUAGUUUUCAUAUUCUGAGCACUGUUUUGGUUUGAUUUUAUAGUACUAUUGUACUGCCCGCCACUGUGCCUUUUGGCCGCUUGUCAAAGUUGGUAGAUCAACAGGCCAUAAACAAAAUCAAUCCACAAACGUGAGGCAAGUCGCAAAAAACAUGGAAAGUUUACAACACCGUCGUCGACGGCAGAAACACAGCAAGUGAAACACAGCAACUGAAACAGCAAACGUGUGUGGCUUUUGCAAUAUAAAUAACAAAUACAUUAUUGUGAUUUUGUUAGCAACAUCAGAGGCCUGAAAACCAAACCGUAGACAUCGCCAUUCCCAGUGACUCUUCAAAUAUUCCGUGCGCGAAACUGCAGAGCUCUUUGGUUAUGCAAAAGACCUCCGAAAAUAACAAACAACAGGCACAAAAACAUAAACUAAACUCUGGUGUUGGUGUUGGUGCUUUUGCUGGUGGAGUUAAAGACAAACGAAUCACGUCGUCGCCGCCGCUGCUGGUCAAGUGAAAUUUUUCACUUUCGUAAUGAAAAUCAAACAUUAUCCGGGCAAAGCCGUCGAUGCGAGUCUCUCGCUGGAGGGCAGCAGUGCCAUGGGUGCACUGUACGAAGCCAACUGGCUGAGGGCUGCAAAUCAGCCGGCUCCAACGACCACAACGGGCUCCAAAUUGAGCAGACAAAGCAGCUCCGCCGGCAGCAGUUUCCUCAUCGAGGGCAUCUCCGCCCUAAGCAAGUACCAAAUGACCCUGGAGAAUAUCCGGCAGUUGGAGCUGCAGUCACGGGACAAACGCAUAGUGAGCACCAUCAAGGAGCUGAAUGGCUACAGGCCAUCGCCACUGCAGCAUCAUCAGCAGCAGCAGAUGCACAACGGUUGGGUGGCCGAGGAUCAGGAUCAGGAGCAGGUGCACGAACACGAUCACGAUCACGAAGAGCUGGAAGUCACCUCGCAGGGAAAGCAGAAGUUGGCUAGUAACCAGGAACCACCUGCAGUUAACCACUACGUACUGGAUCCCACGGAGAGACCAAGAGUUCCGAGACCGCGGCAACAAUUCUCCGUGAAACCGCCGUCCCUGCGUCGCUCCCAAACCAUGUCGCAACCGCCCAGUUAUGCCACCUUGAGAUCGCCACCGAAAGUCAAGGAAAAUCUCAGCAACAGUUCCUCCGCCUACUCCACAUUCUCCUCGGCUGCAGAGGAUUCGCAGGAUCAAGUAGUGAUCUGCCAGCAGCCACAGAGACUGAUGGUUCCGCCACCCAGAGAACCGCCUCCCGAGCCACCUAAAAAAAGGGUCUCGAAACCUCUGAGCAGAUCACAAACUUCGGUUCAGCGCUACGCCACGGUUAGAAUGCCCAACCAGACCACGUCGUUCAGCAGAAGUGUGGCCAGAACUAGGGACUCCACCGCUUCCCUGCGACGCCUCAGCUUGGAGCAGGCUAUUGAAGGACUCAAAUUGGAGGGGGAGAAGGCUGUGCGUCAAAAGAGUCCACAAAUCUCACCGGCUGCCAGCAGCAAUGGCAGCUCCAAGGAUCUCAACGGGGAGGGUUUCUGUAUACCACGACCCCGCCUCAUCGUUCCAGUGCACACAUAUGCCCGCCGACGCAGGACGGGCAAUCUCAAGGAGCAGUCCAGCGGUGGCCAGGAGGAGGAGGCAGAGCAGGAUGGACGCGUGGAGGUUUCCCGCGAGGGCAAGUACCUCUCCACGCUGUCGGGUGCGAAGGUCCUUGGCGAACUGGCGAUCCUGUACAACUGCCAGCGAACGGCGACCAUCACCGCGAUCACCGAGUGCAACCUGUGGGCCAUCGAGCGCCAGUGCUUCCAGACCAUCAUGAUGCGAACGGGCCUCAUCCGGCAGGCGGAGUACAGCGACUUCCUCAAGAGUGUGCCCAUCUUCAAAGACCUGGCGGAAGACACGCUCAUCAAAAUCUCCGAUGUCUUGGAGGAGACGCACUACCAGCGCGGCGACUACAUUGUGCGCCAGGGCGCCAGAGGCGAUACCUUCUUCAUCAUCUCCAAGGGAAAGGUGCGUGUGACGAUCAAGCAGCAGGACACGCAGGAGGAGAAGUUCAUACGCAUGCUGGGCAAAGGGGAUUUCUUUGGGGAGAAGGCUCUUCAGGGCGAUGAUCUGCGCACGGCGAAUAUUAUUUGCGAGUCCGCCGAUGGCGUCAGUUGUCUGGUCAUCGAUCGCGAGACCUUCAAUCAGCUGAUUUCCAAUCUGGACGAGAUCAAGCAUCGCUACGACGACGAGGGCGCCAUGGAACGCAGAAAGAUCAAUGAGGAAUUCCGAGACAUCAACCUCACAGAUCUGCGCGUCAUCGCAACCCUUGGAGUUGGAGGCUUCGGUCGCGUAGAGCUGGUCCAAACAAAUGGAGAUAGCUCCAGGUCCUUCGCCCUCAAGCAGAUGAAAAAGUCACAGAUUGUGGAAACGCGACAGCAGCAGCACAUCAUGUCCGAGAAGGAGAUCAUGGGCGAGGCCAAUUGCCAGUUCAUCGUGAAGCUGUUCAAGACCUUCAAGGACAAGAAGUACCUGUACAUGCUGAUGGAGAGCUGUCUGGGCGGCGAACUCUGGACGAUUCUGCGGGACAAGGGCAACUUCGACGACAGCACCACCCGCUUCUACACGGCGUGUGUGGUGGAGGCCUUUGAUUACCUACACUCGCGUAACAUCAUCUAUCGUGAUCUGAAGCCGGAAAACCUGCUGCUCAAUGAACGCGGUUAUGUGAAGCUGGUGGACUUUGGCUUUGCCAAGAAGCUGCAGACGGGCAGGAAGACCUGGACUUUCUGCGGCACUCCAGAGUACGUGGCUCCCGAGGUGAUUCUCAACCGGGGUCAUGACAUCAGUGCGGAUUAUUGGUCGCUGGGAGUGCUCAUGUUCGAGUUGCUUACUGGCACCCCUCCAUUCACGGGCUCGGAUCCCAUGCGCACCUACAACAUUAUACUUAAGGGUAUCGACGCCAUCGAAUUCCCAAGGAAUAUCACCCGCAAUGCCAGCAACCUGAUCAAAAAGCUCUGUCGCGACAAUCCCGCCGAGCGAUUGGGCUACCAGCGUGGGGGAAUCAGUGAGAUCCAGAAGCACAAAUGGUUUGAUGGCUUCUAUUGGUGGGGCCUGCAGAACUGCACCCUGGAGCCGCCCAUUAAGCCCGCCGUGAAAAGCGUGGUCGAUACCACCAACUUUGAUGACUAUCCCCCUGAUCCAGAGGGUCCGCCACCAGACGAUGUCACUGGAUGGGACAAGGACUUCUGAGGAGAUUCCGAAGCCGUUUCCUAGACGUUGCUCUCUAAACGCUUCUGCUGCGGAAAACUAGAGAAGAUGAUAGCCAGGGAGGAAAAAUUGAUCUUAAGUGCGCCAUAUGUACGCCAAAGCCAACAGCAACAGUCAGCAGCUCGCAUCGAAAAGCUGCCCCAAAAAAAAACAAAGAAACGUAGCAGUCGCAAGGCCAAGGGCCGACACAAAAGCACAAUCAUUCAUCGUCGCAGCUCCAUUUGAGAUUUAUAGAUACAUACGUCUCCGUGAUGUUAUACCCAUGAUGUGCAACGCAAUGAAUUUAUUAACGAGUUUAUAACUAUUAUUUUAUAAUGAGGAUAUAUGUGUCUAGUUCGCAUGGAAUUGAUGUAAAUUGUAAGUAGGUCUGUGACUCUGUUUUAGAGCUCUGUUAGCCAUGUGCAUUGUAUAAAUUCAGCUAUUUGUAUCUAUUAAAUAUUUUUAACAUAAUUAUUACACAUCAUUGUUAAUGCAUACAAAUCGGGUUGCCUUAUAGUCUGUAAGAUAAACAUUUGAAAGCAACAUUUGACCAAGAUCUUCCGUCACACAUUUCUUUAAAUUCUAUGUGACCUCUCUACUGUCUUUCAUUAGUCUUAGCGAUCAUGUCUAUUAUUUGUACGAAUAACAUGCCCUUUUAAUUGUCUUUUUUUAAGUAAACCAGUUAGAAAUUGAAUAAACAAAUUGAUCCGAUAAA
Drosophila yakuba is the source of this 5365-nucleotide messenger RNA. RefSeq names its product cGMP-dependent protein kinase, isozyme 2 forms cD5/T2 (gene for). NCBI's taxonomy places the organism in Eukaryota, Metazoa, Arthropoda, Insecta, Diptera, Drosophilidae. Gene Ontology annotation, biological process: protein phosphorylation. Gene Ontology annotation, molecular function: ATP binding; cGMP-dependent protein kinase activity. The coding region runs from base 1942 to 4653 and encodes 903 amino acids. The record is from RefSeq and is a predicted model, not a curated record. The transcript is spliced from 7 exons.